AUGAGUGUUGUUGAUGAGUCUCCGGUAGAGAGUGGUCUCUCUAAAGGUAGUACUGAAGAUGGUGAUAAUAUUUCUGUAUCAUCUAUGGUUCCUGUCAUUUCUGGUGACGAAGGGUUGGAUGGGAAUGGAACUGCUACUGGUGAGAUGGAUAUAACUUCGACUAAUAAAGGUUCACAAAAUUCAGAAGUUGUGGAAGAAGUAGGUUUGAAUAGUGUUGUGUCAGAGCAAGAGGAUCCUAUUUUGUUACGUUAUCGUGCUGCUUGUCAGAGUGGUGAUCUUGCCACUGUUAAAGAUCUUAUCGAAAACGAGCUAGUGGAUAUUAAUAAUGAUUACGAUAGUAAUGAAAAUGUAACUGGUUUGCAUUGGGCUAGUGUCAAUAAUAAGCUAGCUAUUGCAGAAUAUUUGAUUUCAAAAGGAGCAGAUGUCAACAAAAAGGCCGGGACAUUGAAUGCAACGCCAUUACACUGGGCUGCUAGUUAUGGUUACGUAUAUAUAGUAGAUGUAUUGUUGAAAAAUGGUGCUGACCCGACUAUUACAGAUGAUCAAGGUUUUAAUCUAUUACAUUUAUCCAUCAACAGUUCAAAUAUAAUGCUGAUAUUGUACGUCUUAUAUUUUGUCGUUGAUAAGGGUAUUAUAGAUGUCAAUUGCACUGAUCCAAAUGGAAGAACGCCUCUUCUAUGGGCAGCAUAUCAAGGUGACUCUUUAUCUGUGAAUUCAUUGUUAAAGUUCAAUGCAAGUACGAAAUUAACAGAUUCUUCUGGUUUUACGCCAUUGCAUUGGGGUGUAGUUAAGGGCCAGCCUCAUGUUUUGAAAUAUUUAAUUGCUGAUGGCGCUGACUUCUUCCAAAAGACUAAUGAUGGUAAAGAUUGUUUUACUAUUGCCCAAGAAAUGAAUACUGUGUAUUCAUUAAAAGAAGCCUUGAAUCACUGUGGAUUCAAUGAUCAAGGUUUCCCUAUCAAGAGAUAUAUUAAGAAAAGUUUACAUGCUAAAUUAGUGACAUUUUUCACCCCUUGGAUAGCACUUGGUUUCGUAUUUGCAUUUUUUGCCUAUGUUAACCCUCUUAUUGCAAUUUUAGUAACUGCAUUGAUGUCAUUAGCAAUUGCAAAGGCGUUAAGAGUUUUUGCAUUACCAUAUUACACUAUUAAGGGUGCCCAAGCCAACACAUUAUUGAAAUCUCCCUUGCUGGCGGGUAUAUUUGCUGCUAGUGUAUUUUGGUUAUCAAUAAACUGGUUGUUCACUGUUAUGCCAUACACCAUAGCCAAGCAUAGUUUUGGUAAUUUUGUUAUGCUUUCAAUUAUCAUAUCUCUAAGUUAUUUAUUUGUUAAUUUAGUUAGAUCUGAUCCUGGAACUAAACCAGCAGAAUUUAACCAUGAUUCUAUCAGAGAAACUAUAACUAAUUUGAUGUUAAUUGGUAAAUUUGAUACGAAUAACUUUUGUAUUGAGUCGUCCGUAAGAAAGCCAUUGAGAAGCAGAUAUUCUUAUUUAAAUUCUGCGAUUGUUACUAGAUUUGACCAUUUUUGUCCUUGGAUUUAUAACGAUAUUGGUUUGAAGAAUCAUAAACUUUUUGUAUUGUUCAUAAUUUUAAUGGUGAUAGGUAUUUGGGAAUACACCUAUUUAGCCAUGGAAUACUUUGACGAAUUGGAAGAUCUUUAUAAAGAUGCAUCAUGUUUUUUGCUUGGUGAUGAUGAAUUAUGUGCUGGUUUAACGUAUGGUACCUUUACAUUUUUCAUUAUGAUAUGGUCACUUUUCCAAUCCAUUUGGGUAUCUAUAUUGAUUUUUGUUCAAACGUUCCAAAUGUUCAAAGGUGUUACCAGUUAUGAGUUCUCUAAGAUUGUUAAAGGAAGUAGAGUAAGAAAUCCAAAACCAUCCAGAGUAAAUGACACAUUUAAUACUACACCAGAUGGUUACACAUCUGGUAAUGAUGCAGAAAACUCGGCAACAGAUGCAGCAGCAAGUACAUUACAACCAGAAUCAAGAACUGGAACCUUAGAAACCAUAACCCCAUCUGUAAAGAAAUCACGUACAUUCUGUGCACUAUGCUCAGCAGUACUAGGAUUCGACCAAUGGAUUAUAAUUAUGAAGGAAUCCUUAGGUAUCUCAUCUGGAGGAGGUGAUUGGAACAGAUCAAGUUUUUUCAUCCCUACAAAUUACGGCUGGAAGACAAACCUCACAGACUUUUGGCUAACAAGCGAUACAACAGCACCAAUAUGGCAAAGAGUACUGUACCCACCAUGUUCAUCAAAGGCGUUGUUGAACAAUAUUGAAGUGGAUUACAAUAACCUUUACAGAUUACCUGAUACAUUCAACACAGAAUCUCCUGAUUCAAUGGUAUAA
Vanderwaltozyma polyspora DSM 70294 is the source of this 2334-nucleotide messenger RNA. It is a transcript of the gene AKR1, whose product is annotated as palmitoyltransferase AKR1. NCBI's taxonomy places the organism in Eukaryota, Fungi, Ascomycota, Saccharomycetes, Saccharomycetales, Saccharomycetaceae. The record is from RefSeq and is a predicted model, not a curated record. The coding region runs from base 1 to 2334 and encodes 777 amino acids. The transcript has a single exon. Gene Ontology annotation, biological process: protein palmitoylation. Gene Ontology annotation, molecular function: palmitoyltransferase activity; protein binding. Gene Ontology annotation, cellular component: Golgi membrane.